Messenger RNA from Cydia amplana, 1727 nucleotides. RefSeq names its product xanthine dehydrogenase-like. The transcript is spliced from 4 exons. Gene Ontology annotation, molecular function: iron ion binding; oxidoreductase activity. The coding region runs from base 387 to 1727 and encodes 446 amino acids. The record is from RefSeq and is a predicted model, not a curated record. NCBI's taxonomy places the organism in Eukaryota, Metazoa, Arthropoda, Insecta, Lepidoptera, Tortricidae.
CUUUAUUUUAGAAAAUUAAAGGCGUGAUUGCGGUUUAUACUUCUAAAGACAUCCCGGGAGUGAACAGCAUCGUGCGUGGAGACUUCCAACUAUUGUUUGAAAACGAGGAACUUUUCGCAAGCGACAAAAUAUACUAUUACAACCAACCCGUGGCUCUAGUCGUGGCCGAGACCCAAGUCAUAGCAGAUAAAGCAGCAUGUCUUGUUACUGUGAACUAUAAGAAUAUUUCGAAGAAACCAAUAAUUUUCACUAUACAAGACGCUAUUGACGCGCCGCCGUUGGAAAAUAGGCUAAUAAGCUAUGAAGGGAUUACUCCGUCAGAUAGAGGAGUCAACGUGCAAAGAACAAUAAAGGGUUCCUUCUACUCUCCGAGACAGUAUCACCAUAUGAUGGAACUGCACGCGACAGUCACGUGCCCAGUGGACAAUGGCUAUGAAAUAGAUUGCUCUACUCAGUGGGUGGAUGUCACUCAGGCAGCAAUUGCGCAGCUACUGAAUAUUCCUAAUAGCUUAGUCAGAGUUCGAACGAGACGUUGCGGGGGUGCAUUUGGUUGCAAGAUCGCCAGAAAUAUGUUCGCUGCGUGUGGCACAGCCCUAGUCGCGUAUAAACUGAACAGGCCUUGCCGCAUAGCUAUGCGCAUGCCGGAUAUUAUGCGCAUCACUGGCAAAAGACCAGAUAGCAGGCUUGAUUAUGAGGUCGGCGUUGACGGAAACGGUCAAAUCCAAUAUUUAGAUGGAACCUUCUACGUCAACGACGGCAUGUCCAGAAACGAGAUUGAAAACUCCUACGCUACGGAUUCUAUGAACAAUUGCUACAAUCCUGAUCGAUGGAAGGUCGACUCUUUCGGCCCUAUCACUGACGCUCCGACUAAUUGCUUUAUGAGAGCACCUGGUGGUUUUGAAGGCAUUGCAGCUAUUGAACAUGUUAUGGAGCACAUCGCUAAAGAGAUAAAAAGAGACCCCAUAGAGGUCCGUUUCAACAACUACCGAGUUGAUGACAACCAGCUACCGGAAAUCGUCCCCGAGUUCCUAAAGAAAAGCGAUUUUAACGAGAGACUCGAAAAUAUAAAGGAGUUCAAUUCCAAAAAUCGCUGGAAGAAACGAGGAUUAAGGCUAAAUAAUAUGGCUUUCCCGACACAGUAUCUCGGGAAUUAUGGAGCUUUAGUUUCUAUUUACCACGGAGAUGGAAGCGUAGCCGUUAAUAUAGGCGGCAUCGAGAUAGGCCAAGGCAUUAAUACUAGAAUAGCGCAAGUAGCAGCAUCGGAGUUGAAGGUACCUGUUGAGAGGGUAGCCGUUCUGUCGGCGUACGAUUUCGCCACCCCUAACAAUUUUUCUACGGCGUCGAGUAUAACUACUGAAUGUUGUGCUCUAUCUGUGAUAAGAUGCUGCCAGCAACUCAACGCACGCCUGGCUCCGUUCCGGGCACUCAUGCCGGACGCUACUUGGGAACAAGUGGUUUUCGAGGCUGAUCUUAGAGGAGUUCUGCUGCAGGCGAACUACGAGACGAGCCCGAAUGACCCUCGCCUGCAAAACUAUUCUAUAUUCGGUGUCGCCGCGACCGAAGUGGAAAUAGACGUGUUGACUGGCACGAAGUACAUAGUUCGCGCGGAUAUAUUCGAAGAUGCAGGGCGCACUAUUAAUCCGGCUCUGGAUGUUGGCCAGGCAAGUAUCCAAAGACUUCCCAAUCAGAUGUACACACAAUUUCCAAAGUGCAUUCCCACUUUAUGA